Messenger RNA from Paraphaeosphaeria sporulosa, 338 nucleotides. RefSeq lists its product as uncharacterized. The coding region runs from base 57 to 338 and encodes 93 amino acids. The record is from RefSeq and is a predicted model, not a curated record. NCBI's taxonomy places the organism in Eukaryota, Fungi, Ascomycota, Dothideomycetes, Pleosporales, Didymosphaeriaceae. The transcript is spliced from 2 exons.
UCCAAGAACAGUCACCCCGAGGCAACGCUUCGCACUCACAUCUACACGAGCAAACCAUGGCCACCGCAACCCCCAUAACCAGCCAAGCCGAGUUCGACGCCGCCAUCGCAGAGCCCACCAAGUUCGUCACCAUCUACGUGCACGACGGGCCCAUCCCGGAGGAAGUGCGGCAGCGAUUCCAGGCCACCGCUCCCGCAUUUGCGGACAAGGCGAAAGAGAAGAUGAAGCUUGAGAAGCUACCUGCGUUGUUGGUGUUCAAGGGCGGUAAGGAGGUGGAUAGAGUCUAUGCGCCGGGAGAGGAGGAGAUGAAGGCUUUGGUAGGGAAGUUGUUUGCUUAG